Messenger RNA from Acyrthosiphon pisum (pea aphid), 1735 nucleotides. RefSeq names its product Ubiquitin-like activating enzyme 4 (gene Uba4). The coding region runs from base 323 to 1627 and encodes 434 amino acids. Gene Ontology annotation, molecular function: URM1 activating enzyme activity; adenylyltransferase activity; thiosulfate-cyanide sulfurtransferase activity. The record is from RefSeq and is a predicted model, not a curated record. Lineage: Eukaryota; Metazoa; Arthropoda; Insecta; Hemiptera; Aphididae. Gene Ontology annotation, biological process: tRNA wobble position uridine thiolation; protein urmylation. Gene Ontology annotation, cellular component: cytosol; cytoplasm. The transcript is spliced from 7 exons.
AUAUAGAGAAGAUUACGUAGUAUAAUAUAUUAUAUUCGUAGACCAUACAUGCAAGACGUGAUACAACUAGAUUCUACAUGUUUAUGAUUCAAAUUGCAAGCAGCAAAUUUUACUUAUUUUUACACUACAAGUCCGUUUUAAGUGAUAGUUUUAAUGUGAACCGAAAAAUCGAAAAAAUAAUUUUUGGUUGAUACUUGAUGAUUAUGAAUCUGUGAUCUGUAAAGUAUUAAAUAAAUACAUUAUUCUGUUAAAAUCAUUUCUACUCAGAAGAUAAUCAAGUGUAUUAGAAAUAACAUCGUGCCUAGAUAAUACUCUAGACAUAAUGAACAAUGAUGAAGAAAUAAGUCUAUUAUCUGCUGAAAUAGCACUAUUAAAUGUUGAAUUGAAUAAAAAAUAUGCAUUGUUGAAAAAAAAACAGAAGCAAUGCUUGACUAAACUCGACAUAAACCGUUAUAGCAGACAGAUAAUUUUACCAGAAAUUGGUGUUGAAGGGCAAAAAAAAUUAAAAACUGCAAGCGUUCUUAUAAUUGGUGUUGGAGGCCUAGGAUGUCCAUCAUCAAUGUAUUUAGCAAGUGCCGGAGUGGGUACAAUUGGAUUAGUUGACUAUGAUGAAGUGGAACUUAGUAAUUUGCAUAGACAGUUGUUGCAUGCACAGUGUAAUGUUGGUAUGCGAAAAGUUGAGUCCGGCAAAUUAUCAUUAAAUCGUAUGAAUGAGGAUGUGAAUAUUGUUGUCCACGACGUUCAAUUGGAUGGUCAUAAUUCAUUGGACAUUUUUAAACAGUAUGAUGUAAUUAUAGACGCUAGUGAUAAUUUGGUUACUCGAUAUAUAAUUAAUGAUACUUGUGUAAAAGCUGGAAAGCCUUUAGUCUCGGGAUCAGCGAUACAUUGUGAUGGGCAACUGACCGUUUAUAACUACAAAGGAUCUGUAUGCUUUAGAUGUUUGCAUCCAAAACCACAAUCCCCUGAAACUGUAGGAAAUUGUGCUUCAGUAGGUGUUUUGGGUCCAGUUCCCGGGGUUAUUGGUGUUCUACAAGCAAUGGAAACUAUCAAAAUUAUUGUUGAUCACCCAAAUGUAUUACAUAACAGUUUAUUGUUAUAUGAUGGAGUUGAUUGUGAGUUUAAAAAAAUUAAAUUAACAAAUGUAAAACGAAAUGGAUGUAUAUGUACAAAAAAUCCAGAAGAUAUAACAAUAACCAUGGACUAUGAAGAAUUUUGUGGAUCAAAAGCAAAUGAUAAAUUCAAAACACUUAAUUUGCUGAAAGAAAAUGAACGUAUAACAGUUUUAGAUUUAAACGAAUUAAUAUCUAAAAAAAAUCCAUUUUUGAUGAUAGAUGUGCGUAAAAAAGUCGAAUAUGACAUGUGCCAUUUACCGUUUUCUAUUAAUAUUCAGCUAAGUGAUUUAAAAAGUAAAGAUACUCGAUCUAAAUUGAUUGAAAAAAUUAAUUCAUUUAGUAAUAUGACACCAAAUUUGAUUACUAUUUGUCGUCGAGGCAAUGACUCUCAAAGAGCUGUAGAUGAGUUAAAGAAAUACACUGAGAUAACAGACAAUGUUAAAUGGAUAAAAGAUGUCAUAGGAGGAUUACAUGAAUGGAGUAUGCAAGUGGACGAAAACUUUCCAAUAUAUUAAAAAAAAUAUAUUGUUGAUAAACUAUAUAAUGUAACUACUAUAACGUUGUAAUCGUAUGACAAUUAUUUUGAUAAUAAAAAGGUCUCUGAACUUCAGACAUGAACUAAA